CGAACAAAAGAACACCGGAAGGAUACCUCUUAUCUGCCGUUCUAUAUGCUGCCCCGAGAAUGGAUGACAAUGGAUCGACGAUCUUGGGGGGUAUUUCUCCCAAUUUGGAUCAAGAUGUGAGCUCUUCGCGUUAUCCUUACCUUUUUCCAUCCUCAACGCACGUGUUUGUGGGAUCCUAUCUUAUUCUCGUCGGGAUCUUAGGCACCAUAGGUAAUGGAGCGGUGGUGGCCAUGUUCCUGAGGUUCCGCGUGCUUGUAACGCCCACAUCCUUGCUGUUGAUUAACCUGGCCAUUUCAGACCUCGGGCUCAUCUUCCUGGGAUUUCCAUUUUCUUCGUCUUCCAGUUUUCAUGGAAGGUGGUUGUUCGGCGAGGGAGGAUGCCAGCUGUAUGCUUUCCUCGGCUUCCUGUUCGGCUCCGCACACAUAGGCACCUUAGCACUUCUGGCCCUGGACAGGUACCUGAUCGCCUGCCGGAUCAGCCUGAGGGUCAAGCUUACUUAUCGAAGAUAUUGCCAAAUGCUAUCCGUCGUUUGGGGCUAUGCCUUCUUUUGGGCCGCCAUGCCACUUUUAGGAUGGGGAAGGUACGGGAUGGAGCCCAGCAUAACGACAUGCACCAUAGACUGGCAGCACAAUGACUCCAACUACAAGUCCUUCAUUUUGGUGUAUUUUGUGCUCGGUUUUGUGGUUCCCUUGGCGAUCAUUGCUGUGUGCUACUGCGCCAUCGCAAGACGCGUCCGACGGAAACCCGGAUCCAAGCAAAGAGGAGCCGUCCAUGAUCAGUGGACAAAUGAAAAUUCCGUCACUUGUAUGGCUUUCGUUCUCAUUAUCGCCUUCAUAGUUGCUUGGAGUCCAUACGCAGUCCUAUGCUUGUGGACCAUCUUUUCCGAACCAGCAACUGUUCCACCCUUCCUGACGCUGAUCCCUCCUCUCUUCGCCAAAUCUUCUACCGUCGUCAACCCCUUCAUUUACUUCUUCUCAAACCCAAGACUGAGGACGGGGAUCAUUGCCACCCUUAUGUGCUGCAAAGAAACUCCCGUGGAAAGUAUAGAAUUGCCUGAAUCUCCCGAAAGGGCACCAGCAAAUGUAGAACCUCUUUAAUGGUGGUGUCAGAAAUUGAACUGUGAUGGUGUGGUGAAAUACAGCGGUACUUGUCUUCCAAUAUCAGGAAAUGAAUCGAAGUCACUCAUUCUAUUUAACAAUUUCAUUUUAAUUCUGAUUCUCACUCGUAGAAAAUACCCAGAGAAGUUUUGUCAUUCGAUAAAGUAACUAAUUUCAGAUUUUCAGAUAUUUCAUUUGAUUUUCAUGUCAGA
Molecule: messenger RNA, 1309 nt
Organism: Uloborus diversus
Lineage: Eukaryota; Metazoa; Arthropoda; Arachnida; Araneae; Uloboridae
Product: visual pigment-like receptor peropsin
Biological process (GO): visual perception; G protein-coupled receptor signaling pathway
Cellular component (GO): membrane; photoreceptor outer segment
Molecular function (GO): G protein-coupled receptor activity
Source: RefSeq, a predicted model, not a curated record